UUUGGUAUUAUCAGGGUUUGAACUAUUCAUGCGACGUGUACAAGGAGCAAGUCUCAUUUCGUCUUUCUUUCAAAUGGUGAUUGGUUUCUCUGGUUUGGCGAGAUAUUUCGCAAGACACCUUAGCCCUCUUGCUUCAGUUCCUCUUGUAACACUCACGGGACUUGGGCUGUACGUCCGUGGAUUUCCACUGUUGGCUAGGUGUAUUGAAAUUGGACUCCCAGCUUUAGCUCUAUUGGUUUUCUUAACUCAGUUUCUUCCCCUUAUCUGGAAAGCAAAAAAAGAGAUAGUUGGUCAAUUAGCAAUCAUACUUUCUGUGGGAAUUGUAUGGACCUAUGCAGAGAUUUUGACAGUAGCUGGUGCAUAUGAUAAUACAUCUCAAGAAAGACAAAUUAAUUGUCGUACUGAUAGUUCUAGUCUCAAUGGUGCUGCUCGUUGGAUAAAGAUUCCACAACCAUUUCAAUGGGGAAUUCCCAUUUUUGAAGUUGGCGAUGCUCUUUCAAUGAUGGCUGCUUCUCUUGUAGCUGUUAUUGAGUCUUCUGGUACAUUUUAUGCAGCAUCAAAAUUAAGCGGUGCUCCUCCUAUACCUCCCUCUGCACUGACUCGUGGUAUUGGCAUUCAGGGAAUUGGAACUAUGAUAGAUGCAGUAUUUGGUACAGGAAAUGGCUCCACUGCUUCAGUGGAAGAUGCGGGUCUUUUAGAAUUAACAAAAGUAGGAAGUCGGAGGGUCGUUAUAGUAUCAGCAAUCAUUAUGGUUUUCUUUUCCAUUUUAGGAAAAGUUGGGGCUUUUUUCUCUUUAAUACCAUUGCCAAUUGUGGGAGCUCUUCAUACUUUCCUCUUCCCCUACGUGGCUUCAGCUGGGCUUCAAUAUCUCCAGUUUUGCAACGUGAAUAGCUUUAGAUCAAAGUUCAUUCUAGGCUUUUCUCUCUUCAUGGGUCUUUCUGUGCCUCAAUACUUCAAGGAAUAUGUUUUUCUUUCUGGUCAUGGACCUGUUAACACUGGCUUCACCUGGUUCAAUGACAUAAUCCAAGUGAUUUUCUCAUCCCCACCAACAGUCGCCCUUAUAAUUGCUUUCUUUUUGGAUCGGACUCAUACUCCUAAGGCCCACUCGACCAGGAAAGACAGUGGCAUGGAUUUGAAAGAGCAAUAUGAUGAGUCGGAAAUGACUCAACAAAUCUAUAAGAUAAUUACUUCACUUGAUGAUUUAUGCUCUUAAUUCUAAUUAAUAUGCUUCAUCCACUGUACAUGAAAUAAUAGUUACAAUUCAUAUUUUCUCUUACCAAGAGUCUAUCACGUUGCUCUCUUGUGGCAAGUUGUGGCAACUGAAAAUAUAGUACAUGUUAUAAUGUUGAUUUUUA
Messenger RNA from Hevea brasiliensis (rubber tree), 1355 nucleotides. Its product is annotated as nucleobase-ascorbate transporter 4-like. Gene Ontology annotation, biological process: transmembrane transport. Gene Ontology annotation, molecular function: transmembrane transporter activity. Gene Ontology annotation, cellular component: membrane. The record is from RefSeq and is a predicted model, not a curated record. NCBI's taxonomy places the organism in Eukaryota, Viridiplantae, Streptophyta, Magnoliopsida, Malpighiales, Euphorbiaceae. The coding region runs from base 29 to 1213 and encodes 394 amino acids. The transcript is spliced from 11 exons.